Messenger RNA from Pseudo-nitzschia multistriata, 1475 nucleotides. The record is from the annotation of a GenBank genome assembly. NCBI's taxonomy places the organism in Eukaryota, Bacillariophyta, Bacillariophyceae, Bacillariales, Bacillariaceae.
GCUAAAACCGUAAGAACUUGUACCGUAUUGUACGACAAGAAGACAGCAAUCGUCAUUGUAUCACAACAACACGAAAAAAAGAACAUUAGAACAAACAACAACAACAACAACAACAACAACAACAACAACAACAACAACAACAACAACGUCGCCGCAACAAUGAAAGCCUUCCUUGCAUUCUCCCUCCUAGCAUCUGUAUCGGCCGUACACUACGAGAGCCCACCCUGCGGUUCCGACGAAAAAGCCAUCCAGGUGAUGGGGAUUGACGGAGUUUUCUGCUCCCCCGAGUGCACCCCGGAGUGUCCCACGGAUGUCCCCGAAGGCGUCACCGCGGUGAGUAGUACCGGGGCGCAUCGUGCCGGGACGCAAAACAGCGCACGACCGUGGCUGAUUGCCCGCAACUGUUGGGUCUUGCUGCUGCUGCUGCUGCUGUCGCCCGGAAUAUGGCAACACACGACACAUUCCAACCCGACUCGGCUCGGCUCGGCUCCCGUUCUCUCUCUCUCACUCACCGUGCCUGUUCUCUCUGCCGUUUCGCUUGCUCUUGUUUCCCGCUUCUUGGCAUUCGAUGCUUUCCGAUGCGAUCCGAUUGAAUUCAAUUCGGAACAACACCAACCAGGCCCCCACGUGUGCCCUGCAAKCCCCGACGGGGGAUAAGUACUGCGCAAUUCUUUGCAAACCAGGCGGUCUGGGGGGCGGCGAUUGCGGCCCCUCGAUGAACUGCGCUCCGGUUCCCGGUGCCGAUGGCUUUGGCCUCUGCGUGUACCCGGUUGCGGACGAUCGAUCGCCGGGCGUCUUUCUUCGRUCGGCGGAAAACAAGAGAAUGGUCGCCGCSGCCUUUUCUCCCCUCGCCGAUACGGCGGCGUCCUCUGCCUAGACRUCGCUCGYUCGGCAGCGGCUCGCUGCGACACAAUGCUGUAGAACGGAUAUUGAUCGGACGAGCCGGUYACCCGGGCGCAGAAGCCRUGAGUGACGAAUAUCAAGCCGUGGUAUCAAUGCAGAAUGGGCCUCGAAAUCAAUGGGUUUUAUAGUAUUUCUUUUUAAAUUACUUUUGCAACUCUUUUGUUUGCAAAAGCGCCUAUCGACCGAGAGGGAUGUGUCAGCUAGAGAAGAACUGCAAUCAAGUAGUUCUUUAUGAGACAUGGAAGUUUUUUAGCACUGUUUUUAAAUUGGUUUGAUCCUUGCAAAAAAGAACGAAUGUAGAUAGAGUGCCACGCACUCCAAGAAUCUUGAGUCACUUGGCGCUUUGGUAUUUACUAGAAACURCUWGUUCUGCUGCAUGGCUGCCAACCCACCUUUCCAUCACCAUGGCAAUGUGCCAAACAAGAAUAACAAGGAAUGCAAUCACCGUGGAACCAACAAGAAUGCUCCUCUUGUUGAGGUUUUAAGACCAGGAAUUAGCUACCCGCUCGCAACACUAUCAGUUUGAUGUCCCAGCAGCUGGUUGUGGUAACAUCUGGUAUUUACACGUUACA